Molecule: messenger RNA, 4063 nt
Organism: Mustela lutreola (European mink)
Lineage: Eukaryota; Metazoa; Chordata; Mammalia; Carnivora; Mustelidae
Gene: SIRT5
Product: sirtuin 5
Exons: 11
Coding region: 219-1214 (331 amino acids)
Molecular function (GO): protein-succinyllysine desuccinylase activity; protein-malonyllysine demalonylase activity; NAD+ binding
Source: RefSeq, a predicted model, not a curated record
UGUUCUCCGAGCAUAGCCUGCGGGCUGCUGCCGCCCGAGAGACGAGGGAGGGGGCAGGAAGCCAGGUUCAAAGUCACGCGGCCGGAGCAGAUCUACAGACCUUUAAUUCUGAGUUCUUACAACAAUUUACCCACCAGGGGCGCCUGGGUGUCUCAGUGGGUUAAGCCUCUGCCUUCGGCUCCGCCCAACUCAGGAAUUUGUGUCACAAAGGAAACCUGAUGCAACCUCUUCAGAUCCUUCCCCGCCGAUUACUUUAUGGGCUGUACUCUGGACUGAAAUCUCAAGCCUCCUCUGGAACCCGGAUUUGCCCAACAAUGGCUCGACCAAGUUCAAAUAUGGCUGAUUUUCGGAAGCUUUUUGCAAAAGCAAAGCACAUAGUCAUCCUUUCAGGGGCUGGCGUUAGUGCUGAGAGCGGAGUCCCGACUUUCCGAGGAGCCGGGGGCUACUGGAGAAGAUGGCAAGCUCAGAAUUACACUAUGGUGCAGUCAACCUCUCUUUCUCCCAAAUGGAGAAACUGUAUCAACCCAUCAUCACAGGACCUGGCCACCCCGCAGGCCUUUGCACGAAACCCUUCCCUGGUGUGGGAGUUCUACCACUACCGGCGGGAGGUCAUGCUGAGCAAGGAGCCGAACCCGGGGCACCUUGCCAUUGCUGAAUGUGAGGCCCGGCUGCGCGAGCAGGGCCGACGGGUCAUGGUCAUCACUCAGAACAUCGAUGAGCUGCACCGCAGGGCUGGCACCAAGAACCUUCUGGAAAUCCAUGGUAGCUUAUUUAAAACUCGCUGUACCUCUUGUGGUGUUGUGGCUGAGAAUUACAAGAGUCCCAUUUGUGCGGCUUUAUCAGGGAAAGGUGCUCCAGACCCGGAAGCUCAAGAUGCCAGAAUCCCAGUGGAGAAACUUCCCCGGUGUGAAGAGGCCGGGUGCGGGGGUCUGCUGCGACCCCACGUGGUGUGGUUUGGAGAAAACCUGGAUCCUGCCAUUCUGGAAGAGGUCGACAGAGAGCUGACCCUCUGCGACUUGUGUCUAGUGGUGGGAACUUCCUCCGUGGUUUAUCCUGCCGCCAUGUUCGCGCCCCAGGUGUCUGCCCGGGGAGUGCCAGUGGCCGAAUUCAACAUGGAAACCACCCCGGCCACCAACAGAUUCAGUACCGUUUGUGUCCUCGGCCCGCUUCUUCAUUUGUGUGUAAGUGGUAGGAAUGAGAAGCACAUCCCUUGAGAUGACUGCCUUCUGUGGAAAACAGAUUCUUUGCAAACGAUACAGUGAGAUAAAUGAGAAGAUCUGAACACGAGGAAGGACACUCCUGUGGACCGUGGACCAGACAACAUCAAGGGAGCGGUACUCCCCGAAUUGAUUUACAGAUACGGCUGGUCUCCACCCACAGUGCAGUUGGCUUCUUGGCUAAAACUGGCAAGGUCAUCCUAAACUUCAUAUGGAAAUGCAAGGGGCCCAGAAGAGCCAAAACAAAAAAAGAAGGAUGAAGUUGAAGAACUCACACUUCGCAGUUACAAAAGUGACUACAAAGUUACAGUCAUCAGGACAGCAUAGUGCUGGGGUGAGAAUAGACAUAUAGACGGGAUUUAGAGUCCAGAAAUAAACCCUUGGUGUGGGGCACCUGGGUGGCUCAGUGGGUUAAAGCCUCUGCCUUCUGCUCAGGUCCUGAUCCCAGCGUCCUGGGAUCGAGCCCCAUGUCGGGCUGUCUGCUCAGCAGGGAGCCUGCUUCCUCCUCUCUCUCAGCCUGCCUCUCUGCCUACUUAUGAUCUCUGUCUGUCAAAUAAAUAAAUAAAAUCUUUAAAAAAAUAAAGAAACCCUCAGUGUAUGGCCAAUCAAUUUUUGGAUAGGGUCUGAAGGCAAUUCAGGGAAAGAGUAGUCCUUUUAACAAAUGGUUCUGGAAUGGCUGAAUUGCCACCUGCAAAAGAAUGAAACUGGACUCCUUCUUCAUACCACAUGCAGAAAUUAACCUAAGUGGAUCAUGGCUCUAGAUCUAAGAGCUGAAAGUAUAAAAUACUUCCAAGAAAAUACAGGAGUAAGUCCUUAUGACUUCGAGUUAGUCAGAGCCUCCAUGACAUGACAUCAAAAGUGCAAGUAACAUAAGAAAAAUGGGCAACCUGGCUUUCCAUCAGCAUUAGAAACCUCUGUGCUUCAGUGGGAGGAAAUAUUUGCAAGCCUAAUAUUUGAUAUGGGACUUACAUCCGGAAAAGAUAAAGAACUCUCACAAUUCAAUAACAAAAAGAGAAGUCGUCCAAUUUAGAAAUGGGCCAAAUAUUUGAAUAGACAUUUCUCUAAAUAUAUAUUCAUGGUCAAUAAGCAUAUUGAAAAUAUGCGGAACAUUAUUAAAAUUAGGGAAAUGGAAAUUGAAACCACCUGAGAUACCCUUUAACAGCCACUGGCAUGGCUGUAAUUAAAAAAAAACAAAAAAAAACCAGCAAGUGUUGGUGAAGAAACUGGCCUCCUCAUCCGUUGCUGGUGGAAAGGUACAAUGAUACCACUGCUUUGGAAGACCGUCUGGCAGUUCCUCCAAAGGUUAUAUGCAGAGCUAACAUAAGAACCCGUGAUUCUCAUCGCAGCAUUGUUCAUCAUAAUCCAAGAGUGGGAACAAUACAAAUGUCCUUCAUCUGAUUAGUGGAUAAAGGAAAUGUGGUAUUUAUACCACGGAGUAUUAGCCAGAAAUGAUUGACGUACUCAUCCAUGCGACAACAUGAAUGACCCUUGAAAACAUUAUACUAAGUGAAAGAAGCCAGACACACAAGACCACAAAUCCCAUGAUUCCAUUUAUAUGAGAUAUCCAGAUAUCAACAGGGACUCAGAGUUGGUGAGAGGUUGUCUAGGGUUGGGUUCGGAGGAAUGGAAAGGAACCGUUCAUGGAGACAGGUUUCCUUUUGGGAUGAUGAAAGUGUUCUGAAGUCGAUUGUGGUGAUGGUUGUACAAUUUUGUGAGUAUACUAAAAAAAACAAUAAAUUAUACGUUCUAAACAGAUUAUAUGUGGAUGACAUCUCAAUAAAGGUGUCCUAUUAAAAAUUAAAUUCCCUUCUAACUUAUCCCCUGAAAAAUAGACAUGUUAGAGGCCUCUAACAUGCACUGUGGCACCUAGACUAGUGUGCAUAUGUUAAAAAUAAAGUAAAAGUAAUGUCAUUGCCAGACAACUUAAGCCCCUCGUCUGUUUGAAAGAGCAUCAGAAGCCUCCAAGAGUGGGAUGGCAUCAUCUUCCUAAAGGAGGGAAUGAGCUACAUCCCUAGUCCCUUCUCCUGUGGUUUAUUUUUACUCUUGUGUUCUCCAACUCUCCUAUACUAAGUAAUGAAAACAAAUCAUCAUGGUAGAAAAGUAACAAAACGCAGGUAGGAGAAAAAGAAGAAAAUAAGAGCAGAAUCCUUCUACAAGUCCAGAGCUGGCCUCCGCCUUUCAUGCCCUUGAGUGACCAGCAGCUCCUGGGCGUCCAUUGUGUGUGUCUUCAGAGGAAUUUGAACUUGGUAGUUUUCCUGCAAGUUAAGAAGAGAAUCCUGGAAGUUAAGGACAUCAUUUCGUAAGGUGGGCCUCCUGAAACCUCAGACCUGACCCAGCCGCUUCUCUUUCUCAGCCAAAACUGUUCAGCUUCACGUCCUGAAAAGCUGCUGUGUCUCCUUUCAGACAGACCAGCUACUUGCUCGUUAGAAACUUUGAUCAAAUUUGACAAGCUACCCAUUGACCCGGCCCCAACCACAUGAACCACAUUCUGUUUGUUGGCUUCUUGGGGGAGCUGCGGCUGUCCUUACCACCAAGUCUGCGAAUUUUCCCCGAUGAGUGUAACUGACCAGCGAGGACAGUCGUCCUUUUAUCUAGGAGUCAUCAAAGCUGACAUUUAGAAGAGAUGGAGGUGAUCCUCUUACCCGUCUCAACUUUUCAGAUGGGGAACCAGGCCCAGAGCAAUUGAGUGUUUGAACACACAGCCUAACAAGGGCAGAAUUUUUCUCUUCCAUCUUGUGUGCUAGAUUUGGGUUGAAUUUUAUGCUAAGUCAGCAAACUGCUUCCUGUAGGUCAAAUUCACCCCGCAUCUGUGUUUGUAAAUAAAGUUUUAUUAGUACGCAGCUACA